AUGUCCCUGCCCCUCCUACGCACCCUCCGUCUCACACCUUCCACUGUCCGCACCUUCUCAUCGACCACGCGUUCGCUCGGCGUCACAGUCGCUACGCUCUCCCCAGGAGACGGCAAGACCUUCCCUCGCACGGGCGAUCACGGUGCGUACCCGUACCCACCCCUUUCCCCCUCCCGGACUCCGGACAAUCCUUGCGCGCUCAUCGCGUACUACUUCUGACCCCACAGUCAAGAUCCACUACACCGGCACGCUCCUCAGCACGGGCAAAACGUUUGAUUCCUCCGUCCAACGCGGCACACCUUUUGAAUGCCAGAUCGGUGUAGGGCAGGUGAUCAAAGGGUGGGAUGAAGGGGUGAAGCAAUUGAGUUUGGGCGAAAAGGUAACCUUUGGCCCGACGGAGAAACCUGCAUCGGGUGCUGAUGAGGUGCUUUCUCUCCUUCAUCGGAUCCGACUCGGCAUCGGAUCACACAGGCCGUAAGUCCUCUCAAGCUCUCUCUUCAGAACCUACCCGAAUACCAAUCCCCUAAACCCAACCCUCAUCCGUCCCCCCUCUCAGAAACUGACCUGCACCCCGGAUUAUGCCUACGGCUCGCAAUCCGUCGGUGGGGGUUCGAUCCCUGCGAAUUCGACUUUGGUGUUCGAAGUGGAACUAUUGGGGAUUAAGAGGGAAUGA
This is a messenger RNA of Microbotryum saponariae, 673 nucleotides long. The record is from the annotation of a GenBank genome assembly. NCBI's taxonomy places the organism in Eukaryota, Fungi, Basidiomycota, Microbotryomycetes, Microbotryales, Microbotryaceae.